AUGUAUGAAUUCUUUCUGCAUAAAUAUAAUCUAUCUAUCUAUCUAUCUAUCUAUCUUAUCUAUCUAUCUAUCUAUACUGAAAAUUCUGAAGAGAAAGAAACUGCAGGUACUAUAGAAGAUGCUGAAGGCACAAAAGAUGCUGAAGGCACUAAAACUGCUGAAGAGGUUGCAAAUGCUGAAAGCACCAGAGAUACUGAAGAGGCUAAAAAUGUGGAAGACACUGGAGAUGCAGCAGAUAAUACAAAAGCACAAGAAAUACCCAAUGAAGAGGUUAUAGAUAUUGACCUCAAUGACCCAGAGGUGGCAUGUGCUGCUAGCAAGAUCCAGGCAAGUUUUAGAGGUCAUAAAACCAGGAAAGAUCUGCUUAGUAAGCAACAAUCAGAACAUCUAGAAAAUGAAAAAGAUGCUAACAACAGUGCAAUUACAGAAGACAAUGCUAUCGACAUUGACCUAACUGACCCAGAGGUCAGUGCUGCUGCUACAAAAAUUCAAGCAAAUUUUCGUGGUCAUCAGACCAGGCAAAAACUUAAAGACACUCCUAAGGUGACUCCUUCAGCUGCUGACAUACAUUCUGAACCAAUAGAGGAAGAAACGCCAAAAAUCAAGCAAGAAGAAAUUGAUAUUGAUUUGACUGACCCUGAGGUAGAAGCAGCAGCUCAAAAAAUCCAAGCCUCUUUCCGAGGACACAUGAAAUUCAAAAGAAAGCAGACUAUAAGCCAAGAAGAGAAUCAAGAGAAAGAGACCAUCACCAGUGAAAAAGAUAAAGUAGAAAAAAUAAGUUCAGCAAUAAGCAGUUCACCAGUUUCAAGUGAAGGCAGCAGUGUACAGAAAGUGAGACAAGACGAAGGUGUGACUGAGGGAAAAGAGAAGGAAGAAAAAGUGGCAGAUAUGAAACCAACCGAGCAAACUGUAGAGAAAGUUAAGGAGAGUGGAUCAGGUGAAGGUGACAAAGUAAACAAAAAUGAAGGAAAGACCACUGAGGUAAAAAUGCAAGAAGUGCCUGCUGAGAUGAAAACCACUGUGACCCCCCAGGCAACAGAAGCUGAAGAAAUUGAUAUUGACCUUAAUGACCCUGAUGUUGCUGCUGCGACUAAAAAGCUCCAGGCCGGCUUUCGUGGUCGUCUAAAUCGAAGAAAGAAAGCCAAGGAGGAUGCCUUAGCAGCUUCAACGGAGAACAGCAGCUCAAAUCCAACUCCAACACCAACUUCACAAACUCCGACUCCAGUCGAAGUCCAUUCAACUGUGGCUAAGUCAAGUGAAAUUGAUGACAUAAAUCUAAAUGACCCUGAAUUAGCUGCUGCUGCCGUGAAGAUUCAAGCCAGUUUCCGUGGACAUAUUACCAGGAAGACUGUAAUGAAGAACGAAGAUGUGGAUCCAGCAAGUGAGGAAACCAUGUCUCAAAAAUCUGAUAGUGCCACAGCUGUUCAGGAUGCUACUGGUGACCAGGGACAGAAGGAUGACAAGUCUAUCAACUAUGAGGAUCCACAGGUCCAACUGGCUGCCACUAAAAUCCAAGCUGGCUUUAAGGGCUACCAAACUCGCAAGAGCCUAAAGAAGCAAGCAGGGAAUUCGGAGGAUCUUGAAAAGGACAGUGGAUCCUAA
Messenger RNA from Acanthosepion pharaonis, 1602 nucleotides. Lineage: Eukaryota; Metazoa; Mollusca; Cephalopoda; Sepiida; Sepiidae. The record is from the annotation of a GenBank genome assembly.